Messenger RNA from Penicillium cataractarum, 354 nucleotides. Its product is annotated as PET191 family protein. The record is from RefSeq and is a predicted model, not a curated record. The coding region runs from base 1 to 354 and encodes 117 amino acids. Gene Ontology annotation, cellular component: mitochondrion. Gene Ontology annotation, biological process: mitochondrial respiratory chain complex IV assembly. NCBI's taxonomy places the organism in Eukaryota, Fungi, Ascomycota, Eurotiomycetes, Eurotiales, Aspergillaceae. The transcript has 3 exons.
AUGCCCAGCUCGUGUCAGGAUAUCAGAGAGGCGCUGGCUCAAUGCUUGCAGGAGUCUGACUGUAUUAUGGUCCAGCGGCAUACGCCACGUGAAUGUCUGGCGUCGCCGCUCGCCGAAGAGUUGCCAAUGAAGUGUCAGCAGUUGCGCAAAGGGUUCAGCGAGUGCAAACGCGGCAUGAUCGAUAUGCGCAAGCGAUUCCGCGGAAACCACCCCAUCUCGGUAGCGAAGGAGAUGGACGAGAAGAAGCCGAGCUCCUCGGGGCAGCUGUACGCUGGGCGGCCAGCCUACACAUCCGUCAAGGAACUCAGUGGCGACGAGGUACAAAUGGACCCGGAGAAGACUCGUGGACUGUGA